UUUGUAUAGGAGUCAAAUGUACACUAAAGUAUUCUUGACGAGAUCCCACUUGCGGUUUUGGUAUCCGAUGCGCCCUACUGGCUUUUACUUAUGGUGUUUGACCAGUCGCCAUGACAGUAGCUGCAACAAUUUGUCCAAGAAAAACAGCUUGAAUAUUUAUUAUGCAUAAAAGAACGAAGAGUCAAUCAAACUUAACCAUGGAUAGUGGUAUGCAGGGAAGGCUUAGAUUGGACACAUUAUCUCCAUUCAGCCCUGAAUAUCGGAUUUUGGGGAAGAAGGGAGAAGGCACAUUUUCCGAAGUGCUGAAAUGCCAGCAUGUGAAAGAUGGCACCUAUUAUGCAUGCAAGAAAAUGAAACAACAUUACGAUGGGGUUGAUCAAGUAAACAACUUGAGGGAAAUCCAAGCAAUGCGUCGUCUUAACCCUCAUGCAAACAUUAUUGGACUCCAUGAAAUUAUUUAUGACAAGAAAACUGGAACAGUUGCUCUUAUAUGCGAGCUAAUGGAUAUGAACAUAUAUGAAUUAAUAAGAGGACGUCGUCAUUAUGUGCCUGAACCAAAAGUUAAAAGCUUCAUGUAUCAGCUGCUCAAGUCAUUGGAUCAUAUGCACAGAUGUGGAAUCUUUCACCGAGACGUAAAACCGGAAAACAUUCUAAUUAAGGAUGAUGUUUUAAAACUGGCUGACUUCGGAUCGUGUAGAAGUGUCUACAGCAAGCAGCCAUACACAGAAUACAUCAGUACGAGGUGGUACCGAGCCCCUGAGUGCUUGCUCACUGAUGGGUAUUACACGUACCGUAUGGACCUAUGGAGUGUAGGGUGUGUGCUGUUCGAAGUUAUGAGCUUACACCCUUUAUUCCCUGGUGCGAAUGAGGUUGACCAGAUAUCUAAGAUACAUGAUGUACUUGGCACCCCUGAUGCUUCUAUCCUGAAUAAAAUGAAACAUCGAAAUCGAGGAAUCAACUUUGACUUUCCUCAAAAGAAAGGAACAGGAAUUGAAAAACUACUUCCCCACGCCUCACAACAAUGUAUUGAACUUAUAUACAAGAUGUGUACGUAUGACCCUGAUGAAAGGAUAACUGCAAAGCAAGCAUUACGACACCCCUACUUUAGAGAUAUACGGGAGGCAGAAAAGCGAGCACAAGAAGCUCAACAAAUGUCACGAUAUAACGAAGCUGGUUCAGUUAAAGGAGGACCUGGGUCUAAUGCUGGUGAUGUUCCUGUCUGGAAACAAAACCAAAUACAAAAGAAAAGGAGGCGGCAACGUCGUCUGGUCGAGCAACACCAGACGCACCAUCAAACAUUAGGCGGCAUUGGAGUACACGGUAACUCAACCACCAACGCUCAAGGUGCCCUGCCCCAACUCGUGCCAGUAAACGGGACCGCCCUCCACGGAAAUUCGACAUUCGGCGGGAAUUCAAAGCCCGUUUUCCCGUCAACUACUCUCCCGAAGGUCCAUCUUCCGCACCACCAUCAGCCUACGACUAACAGUUUGCUACCAGGAAUCCUGAAGGCGAAUAUGAUGCAGCCAAAAGCCUUACACAAGCCGAAAAUAAAGCCCUCGGAGCCAACCAAGUCGAUGUACGGACAUUAUCAACUGCCGUCUAUAAACCGUCACAUUUACCACCACUAGCGGCGCUAAGUGGUCAUUAAGAACUUUCGCAGCGUUUUUCCUUUCCUUUCGCCGACGAAUACGUCACGAAUGACGUCACGAUUUGCACACACCCACACAUGACGUCAGAGCCCCUCACGCACUGUGUCUUCUUUCCUCCCCGCGCGGGUUAGUCACGCCCGAGCGGUUUUAUUACGUCAUUCGACGCAUGGCUGCACCCGGCCAAACAAGGCCCUGGAAAAAAAUGUUUUCUUCGGGACCGGAAGCCCCGACUUCCCGCCGCCGAAAGCCGAACUGCGUCGAGCGAAAUCUCACAUACAUCACUGUGCAAGUUAAACGUGUCUUUCUUUUAGUUAUCACACUAUUUCCUUGUGUCCCACAGAGUUCCAGGCCAUUUUCGCGGCCUAUAACGCUAUCAGUCCCUGAAAAAACGCCCUAAACAAAAUAUCAACCCCUGACGCCUGUGGCCUCGUAUGCGGUUCCAGUCUGUUAUUAAACCAGCAACAGAAAUCCACUUAAUCCAUAUUAAUGCGUUCCAAGUGCCGAUAAGUGCGUUGCCGGGCCUUUGCGUUCACAUCUGCUUCUGUAACGUCAACGCCGGAAGCAGCGAAGCAUCGGCGACCAGUAUGAUAAUAUAGAGCCAAUUAAAACAAGUACACUCGUUGUCCUAUCUUGUCCUUUCCUCUAACCCAUUACGCUCGCUAUAUGGUAACAUCGGCAAGGGCUAUUCUAAGUGUCAUAAUCAGAUUGAUUAAUCCAAUUGAGUGUGUACAGAACACGCUAUUCCAGGCUGCGAAUCAAACGGUAAACAACACGUACCCAUAGAGCCAAUAUAAAACGUGCUAUUCACACUGUACAAGGAUUUAAAUUUCUGCGCGAAAGUUCCACAAAAAAGAGUAAUUUAAAGACGUAUUCGAACAAAGGUUAAUAAAAUACAUAGUAAGCAUUUCACAAAAGAUAUAUAGUAGGGUAGGGGGUGAUGGGACACAUUUUUAUUCUAUUUCUCGUCCGUUUUGGUAGUAAACAAAGAACAUUCGAAAAAUGAUACAACCGUAUCCUUACAACUCCAAUAGACGGUUGAUUGUUUAAAACCCGAUAAGAAUAUUUGUAUAUUAUGUCCUAAUGUGUCCCAUCUUCCCCCACCCUACUAAAAUCGUUUUUCUACCUAUUCUAUAUGGGUGAGGUCAAUUGAUUUUGAUACACUGUAGCAAAACAUACACAAACAUUCCAACGACUUGGAACCGCGUUCCAUCGUACUCUGCCCGACAUGUAACACGCCCUUUCUAUUUGCCUUGCUUAAAACAACCAACUCCGGCGCUUUCUCCGUCGCUAAGCAACCGCGCGUGUUAUAAUCGAGGAUUAUGACGUCGUAACGGAAGAUCGAUCGAGUAGGAGCAGACUUCGUUUCACGAUUUUACCAUUUUGAUACUUGGUCUUCGCAAAACCAACAUAAAACCCGGCAGACGAAGGACCGUCACGUAUAGGCAAAAAAUCUGUAUUCAAACCAGCACUUUAGGCCUGACCGCGCUGUCAGGCGUAUUCCAUUAAUCCAAAAGCAUAACUCGCAAGUUGCCGAGUUAUUGUAUGUUCUGAUACCGUCCGCUUCGAAUAACGUUUACCUUUCAAUUAGCCGUGUUUUCCAUAAACCAAAUUUCCGCAUAAAGCACGACGAACAAACGGGUACUGUUACUUAGCGUUAUAAAAUUUUAUAUAUUGAUGUUAUAGUCACUUUUUUGUGACUUUUUCCUUUCUAUAGUAAACAUUCUGACCAGUUUUGUGUCAUUUUUAACUGAGACAAUCUUUUCCACACCUUUUUGUCAGAUUCCUUUUUUCGUUGUUUUUAUUUUGCCCGUAGUCAAACGCUUUUACUAUCGUUGUUACUGUUAAUACGGUUAUCGCUGAGAAAAACGUAUAAAAUGUUCCAAGCGUUUUAAAA
Messenger RNA from Ciona intestinalis (vase tunicate), 3543 nucleotides. NCBI's taxonomy places the organism in Eukaryota, Metazoa, Chordata, Ascidiacea, Phlebobranchia, Cionidae. The record is from RefSeq and is a predicted model, not a curated record.